AUGUCUGUUAAACAAUUAGAAGACUCUGUUAUCAUCAGUCUCCCAGAUAACCCUGACACUUACAUCAAAGUGUUGCGCUAUGGGGCCCAUAUUCUCAGUUGGAAAAUCAACGGUGAAGAACAAUUAUGGCUUUCUGCUGGAGCCAAACUUGAUGGUUCUGCUGCGGUUCGUGGGGGGAUUCCUCUUGCCUUCCCAGUGUUUGGCGGUUCUGCUGCCGAAGGGUUCAACAAAUUGCCACACCAUGGGUUUGCCCGUAUUUCUACCUGGGAUUUCUUGGGAUUGACAUCUUCUAAUCCUCCAAUUGCCCAAUUCGCCUUGACCCCAGAUGAAGCCGAACCUGUUAGUUAUGGUAAAUGGGAAAAUGGUGACAAUAAUUUCCGUGCGUUUGUCAAUUACGAAUUGGGUGCCGAUUACUUGACAACCUCAGUGGCCAUUGAAAACAUCGACACUAAGCCAUUCGACUUCCAUUGGUUGUUCCACACAUACUUGAGAACCCCAGAUAUCGAAGACACUCUCGUGACUAACUUACCAGGUGAAGUGUGUUAUGACCAAGUUGUGAAGGAAGAAUAUGAGGACAAGGCCCCAGCUGUCCAAUUCCACCAAGAAACCGACAGAGUGUACAAAAAAGUUGAUGAAUCCAAAGAUAUCCAAGUGGUUUAUUGCGGUAAGGCAAACCAUACCCUUAAAAGAGUGAACUUGCCAGAUGUUGUGGUUUGGAACCCAUGGAUUGAAAAAUCUAAGAACAUUGGUGAUUUUGCUCCAAAAGACGAUUACAAGCACAUGGUUUGUGUUGAACCAGGUUAUGCUUCUGAAUUUGUUACUUUGAAACCACAAGGCGUCUGGAAAGCCAGCCAGACAUUGACUUAUGGGAAGGAUAUAAAGAUCCAGGCUGUUUGA
Molecule: messenger RNA, 897 nt
Organism: Saccharomycopsis crataegensis
Lineage: Eukaryota; Fungi; Ascomycota; Saccharomycetes; Ascoideales; Saccharomycopsidaceae
Product: glucose-6-phosphate 1-epimerase
Exons: 1
Coding region: 1-897 (298 amino acids)
Biological process (GO): carbohydrate metabolic process
Cellular component (GO): cytoplasm
Molecular function (GO): glucose-6-phosphate 1-epimerase activity; carbohydrate binding
Source: RefSeq, a predicted model, not a curated record